Trichechus manatus latirostris (Florida manatee) is the source of this 972-nucleotide messenger RNA. It is a transcript of the gene MANF, whose product is annotated as mesencephalic astrocyte derived neurotrophic factor. Lineage: Eukaryota; Metazoa; Chordata; Mammalia; Sirenia; Trichechidae. The transcript is spliced from 4 exons. Gene Ontology annotation, biological process: dopaminergic neuron differentiation; neuron projection development. Gene Ontology annotation, cellular component: endoplasmic reticulum. The record is from RefSeq and is a predicted model, not a curated record. The coding region runs from base 94 to 633 and encodes 179 amino acids.
GGCGCGCGGCCGGGUCUUGGAGGCGGUGCAGCGCAGCGCAGCGGGUGCGGUUUAGUCGGGCGGCGGCGGUGGCAGUGGCGGCGACGGAGGAGGAUGUGGGCCACGCACGGGCUGGCGGUGGCGCUGGCUCUGAGCGUGCUGCCGGGCAGCCGGGCGCUCCGGCCGGGAGACUGCGAAGUUUGCGUUUCUUAUCUGGGAAGAUUUUACCAGGAUCUCAAAGAGAAAGAUGUCAUAUUCUCACCAGCCACUAUUGAAAAAGAGCUUAUCAAUUUCUGCCGCGAAGCAAGAGGGAAAGAAAAUCGGUUGUGCUACUACAUUGGGGCCACGGAUGAUGCAGCCACCAAGAUCAUAAACGAGGUGUCAAAGCCCCUAGCCCACCACAUUCCUGUGGAGAAGAUCUGUGAGAAGCUCAAGAAGAAGGACAGCCAGAUCUGCGAGCUGAAGUAUGACAAGCAGAUCGACCUGAGCACAGUGGACCUGAAGAAGCUCCGAGUUAAAGAGCUGAAAAAGAUCCUGGACGACUGGGGGGAGACGUGCAAAGGCUGCGCAGAAAAGUCUGACUACAUCCAGAAGAUCAACGAACUAAUGCCGAAAUACGCCCCCAAGGCAGCCAGUUCACGGACUGAUUUGUAGUCUGCCCGAUCCCUGCUGCACUGGAGGGAAAAAAAGCAGUUCCUCUGUCUCUUCCCAAACAGCCUUUUUGUAAUUUAUUUUUUAAUCGGGCUCCUGACAGUGUCAGGUGUGGGGCCUGGAGCUUUCUUGAUUAUGCUGGCUCAACAGCAGCCCGUCGGGGAUUCACUUCAUUCUGUUGCUGGUUUACUCUAGGACUUGAAAGUGUGUCUGGGAUUUUUUUAUUAAAGGAAAAAAAUUUCUAGUUCUUGGAGAAUUAAAAUGAAUACUGAAGUAGGGCUUCACUCCAUAACAAGGACCCCACCAGCUUAUGCUUUCCAGUUUGCAAAGAAUCUUCCAAUA